Aureobasidium pullulans EXF-150 is the source of this 408-nucleotide messenger RNA. RefSeq lists its product as uncharacterized. NCBI's taxonomy places the organism in Eukaryota, Fungi, Ascomycota, Dothideomycetes, Dothideales, Saccotheciaceae. The record is from RefSeq and is a predicted model, not a curated record. The transcript has a single exon. The coding region runs from base 1 to 408 and encodes 135 amino acids.
AUGUCGUACCUUGGUCUCUCGUCGCAGUCCCCUCUCGCAAUCAACACGGCCGCUGGAUUUGGCGUAUUCCAGCUCACGCUUGGACUCACCGGCAUCCUUCGCCCUUACGUGAUGCUCAACGUCUGGGAAGUCGAUACAUCUGUCAUCGCUGCCAAAGAGAAGAACCUCAUCGAAGCUCUCAUACAACUCUAUGGCUUGAGAAACGUCGCUCUUGGGCUCAUGAUCGUAGCUGUGAGAAGUUUCGCCGACAGUAGAACUUUGGGCUCGGUUGUAAUGUGCGAUCUGAUUGUCGCGUUCGGCGACGGCUUCUUGCAGAAAAGACUCACCGGAGGCGGAGAAUGGAAACACUGGAGCUUCCUUCCUGCAGGUGCAGGGCUUGGUAUGCUCUUGUUGGGCUAUUUUGACUGA